Molecule: messenger RNA, 2211 nt
Organism: Boeremia exigua
Lineage: Eukaryota; Fungi; Ascomycota; Dothideomycetes; Pleosporales; Didymellaceae
Product: amino acid/polyamine transporter I
Exons: 6
Coding region: 496-2073 (525 amino acids)
Biological process (GO): transmembrane transport
Cellular component (GO): membrane
Molecular function (GO): transmembrane transporter activity
Source: RefSeq, a predicted model, not a curated record
CAUCACUAACGUGCAACCGUCACUGAAGAAGGAGCAAAGCCGCCCCAAUGGACUGUCAGAACCGUACUGCCGCAGGGGAUAUCAACAUGGGUCCAACAAGACACGGGAUAUGAUCGUCGCUCUACAGGCAAUACGAGAAUAACUCUUUAGGAAAACCAAAGAGACGGCCAGAAUGCCUAGCUGGUGCCCAAUCAUGCAUGAAUGGUCUUUGCUCUCAGCAAGUCGGAGCAAUGCGUCCGCGCGGAGCUGACUCCUGUCAAAGAUACGAAGGUAUGAACCCGAGGGGAUGGGACGGUAACACCUACCUUGCACUAACUCAUUGCAUGAACGCCUCUCGCUACCCCCUGCUCUUUAAUGUCUGUGUCUCACUGUUGGUGCCAGCAAGGCGGAACGGGAUUCUCAGUCGUACGACUCAAGACGACUCUUCCCUCGAGUAUUGGCAUAUGAGUUCAUUUUCUUUCUCGAUCUUCCCAGCAACUUCUUCUAUACUUCAUCAUGGGAGAGCCAAUCAAGACGCCUACCGUUGGUGGGCAAGCGUGUGAGGACCAAAUCGAACUGCAACAUGCCACUGUCACAAAGGCAACAGGCACGGCCGCAGACAGGGAUGCGAUGCAUCGGAUGGGCAAGGUGCAAGAGAUGCGGCGCAACUUUAGGUUUGUAUCCGUAUGGGCGUUUUCCAUGAUCUUGAUGUCCAGUUGGGAGACUAUGCUUGGCACUGCAGCUAUUGGGCUUAUCGACGGCGGCACUGCUGGGCUGAUCUGGAUGUAUCUCAUAUGUUGGAUUGGUUUCAUAUGUGUCAACACAUCCAUGGCAGAGAUGGCCUCCAUGGCACCGACGGCUGGCGGUCAGUACCACUGGGUCUCGGAGUUUGCUCCACCACAGAGCCAGAAGUUUUUGAGCUAUUUGAUUGGAUGGCUUUGCGUGCUUGGGUGGCAGACAGGUGCGGCCAACACUGCGUUCCUAGCUGGUUCACAGAUACAAGGACUCAUUGCACUGAACAAGCCGGACUACGAAUUCCAGGCAUGGCAUGGCACUUUGCUGGUCUUUGCCGUCUCCGCGUUCAACAUCGUCUUUAACACAUUCUUUGUCAGGAGAUUACCUCUCAUUGAGUCUAUCGUUCUAGUGGUCCACAUCUUCGGCUUCUUCGCGAUACUCGUUGUCCUCUGGGUGACUGGACCAAUAGCCGAUGCCCACACGACGUUCACUACCUUCAACGACUUUGGCGGAUGGAAUUCUAUCAGUUUAGCCACACUGUCUGGACUCGUAGCUGUAGUCCUGCCGCUUCUUGGAGCAGAUGCUGCUGUUCACAUGUCGGAAGAGCUCCAAGAUGCUUCGAAGACGUUGCCCAGAAGUAUGCUGUGGACGACGUUUGUGAACGGCUCGAUGGGCUUCAUCAUGCUCAUUACGUUCUGCUCUGUCCUAGGCAGUAUCGACGACGCAUUGGCCUCCCCUACAAAGCAAGCGUACCUUUACGUCUUUUACAACUCCACCCAGUCGGUCGCAGGAGCAACGGUCAUGGGAGUGUUGGUCAUAUCCAUGGCAAUCUUUUGCAAUCUUUCCAUUACCGCGACAUCUUCCCGCCAGCUCUUCGCAUUUGCCCGAGAUCAGGGCGUUCCGUUCAGCAGCACCUUUGCCUACGUCUCACCAAAAUGGAACGUACCGGUUAACGCAAUUUGCUUGUCUUUCGCAAUCUCAUGCCUGCUCUCCUUGAUCAACCUCGGGUCGACCGCCGCCCUCCUGAACAUUGCUUCCCUCUCGACUGCUGCUAUUCUUGCCUCUUACAUUGUUUCGAUAUCCUGCAUCAUUCUCAAGCGUGUUCGCGGCGAGCCACUUCUCCCGUCAAAGUUUAACCUGGGAAAAGCAGGUCUUCCCAUCAACAUUGCGUCCAUUGUAUUUCUCGUCUUCGUUUUUGGUUUCUCGUUCAUGCCGAUGGGGCCACGGCCAAAUGCAGCAGGUAUGAAUUGGAGUAUCCUCAUGUUCGGCUCCACGGUGUUGCUAUCUAUAGCUUACUACCUUUUCAAGGGUAAGCACGUGUAUGCGGGACCGGUGGCAUACGUGCGGAAGUCUGUGUAGUGGGUCUGAGUAGAAUAACCGCUGUAUACCUUGAUCGACAAUUCAGUGACCUCGGCCAGCUACUUUUUCGACGUGUUUUCACGUCCGAGUCAGCUGAUCAUCUUUUCGUUUCCCAAGCAUACGCCGUGAGACUUUGUC